This is a messenger RNA of Oryzias latipes (Japanese medaka), 1909 nucleotides long. It is a transcript of the gene cyp4f3, whose product is annotated as cytochrome P450, family 4, subfamily F, polypeptide 3. The record is from RefSeq and is a predicted model, not a curated record. Gene Ontology annotation, molecular function: iron ion binding; monooxygenase activity; heme binding. NCBI's taxonomy places the organism in Eukaryota, Metazoa, Chordata, Actinopteri, Beloniformes, Adrianichthyidae.
GGAGGAGCAGGGAGUCCUCAUCGUGUCCCUCAGCCAUGACGGAGACGACACACCGAGGCUCAGCCCAGCAGAACCAAGACGCUGAAAGCAGAAGAACAAUUCAUGAGAAGUUUGAUGCCUUUAAAACUAAAGAAAAAGGACUCAAACCCGCGGACUCAGGAUGACGCUGCUCCUCAGAGCCCUGGCUCCGCUUCUGCUCUGGGCCGACCCCCCCCUCAUGCUGCGGUGGGUCGGGACGGGUCUGCUGGCGCUGCUGGUGGGUUGGGCGGCGAGGCUGCUGCUGCGCCACGCCUGGUUCACCCGCAGAAUGUCCCGCUUCAGCAGGCCGAGGACGCGCUCCUGGCUGCUGGGUCACCUGGGCCAGAUGCAGAGCAGCGAGGAAGGCCUCCAGCGCGUGGACCAGCUGGUGCAGACCUACCGACACUGCUGCUGCUGGUUCCUCGGCCCGUUCUACCACCUGGUCAGAGUCUUCCACCCCGACUACGUCAAACCGCUGCUGAUGGCGUCAGCCAAGAUGACGGUGAAGGACGACCUGAUCUAUGGUCACCUGCGUCCGUGGUUAGGACAAAGUCUGUUGCUAAGCAACGGGGAGGAGUGGUCCCGCAAGAGACGACUGCUGACUCCAGCCUUUCACUUCGACGUCCUGAAAGAGUCCGUCUCCACCUUCAACUCCUCCACCCACACCAUGCACGAGAAAUGGCGCCGCCUGGUGGCUACAGGGGAAACCAGCCUGGAGAUGUUCGGUCACGUGACUCUGAUGACGCUGGACAGUCUGCUGAAGUGUGCUUUCAGCUUCCAGAGCGACUGCCAGGAGUCCACCUGCGCAUACGUGUCCGCCAUCGUGGAGCUCAGCGACCUCAUCAUCGACCGCAGGUUCAGGAUCCUCCACCACUGGGACUGGAUCUACUGGAGAACCCAGCAGGGGAGGAGGUUCAGGCGGGCUCUGAGUGUUGUUCACGAGUUCACCAGAGAAGUGGUGCAGAAGCGCCGGGCGCUGAUUGGCCAGCAGGGGGAGACGGCCCCAAAGAGCCGGGACUUUGUUGACAUCAUCCUGACCACCAAGGAUGAAGACGGGCGCAGCCUGUCAGACGAGGAGAUCCAGGCCGAGGCCAACACCUUCAUGUUUGCAGGACACGACACCACAGCCAGCGCCAUUUCCUGGACGCUGUACAAUUUAGCCCAGCAUCCACACUACCAGGAAGAAUGCCGACAGGAAGUGAUGGACCUGAUGCGAGGACGCGCCGGCCGUGACAUCGAAUGGGAGGACCUGUCCAACCUCCCCUUCACCUCCAUGUGCAUCCGCGAGAGCCUCAGGCUCCACCCACCCGUGCAGGCCGUGACCAGGAAGUACACGCAGGACAUGCCUCUGCCGGGGAACCUCACCGUUCCACAGGGCGCCAUCUGUCUGGUCAGCAUUUAUGGAACGCACCACAACCCGGCGGUCUGGACAAACCCCCAUGAGUUCGAUCCUUUUCGUUUUGACCCGGAAAACAAGAAGAGGGUCUCCUCCCACGCCUUCAUCCCGUUCUCCUCGGGGCCCAGGAACUGCAUCGGGCAGAAGUUUGCCAUGGCCGAGCUCCGGGUGGUGGUGGCGCUGACUCUGCUGCGGUUCCGCCUCCACCCGGGGUCCAACCCUGAGCUGGGGGGCAGCCCCGGCCCGGUCCGCCGCCUCCCCCAGCUGGUGCUGCGGGCCGAAGGCGGGCUGUGGCUGCAGCUGGAGCCUCUGGACCCAGCCGGAACCGACCCGUGAAGGGAAUGCGGCGAUGCAGAAAGCUGAGCUUUGUCCUGAAAAAUGUUCAUUUAUGCAUCUAAAAGUCAACAGACUUCAGCUUCAGUGAUUUAAUGAUAAAGAUCAAUAAACUCUGUAAUCAAUUACUUUAACUGGAUGAUAAACACAACUGUGGUGAAA